AAGCUGGCCGCCUUCUCUUCUUGACCUCCACGAGCAAGCACGGUCGGGGCAAGCACUCCCCCCUUGUACCCUUGGACCACUUUGCCGCUCUGACGGGACGGAUCUCACUAGGCCGCGGCAGCGAAUUUUCACAGAACUGAGGCAAUGAAGUCAAUGCAAUGCUUGAUUUCGCCAGCUGCAAGUGAUCCAGUGUCCUUCCCCGAGCGCCACUCGGAGCGAGAAGCGAAGGAGCAGGGGGGCCCGUACCUUGCGUGCGCUUCUGUUGGUCAUAGAAGUCGCGGGUCAAGAAGGAGUCCGACGGGGGCGUGCAGGAUUCCGCCGAUGGAAUGCUAUUCGAGAAUGUUGGAAGAGCAGUAUAAGUACAGAGGCAGGGCUGCGGUGUUGCAUUGUCUGUAGAGUUCGAUCGUCUGCAUACUCACAACCCACUGCAAAACGCAAUGCACGCUUCCAUCUUUCUUCAGCUCGCUGUCUUCAUCGGAAUUGCCGCGUCGUCCGCGCUGCACUUCGUCGAUCCACGGGACGGCGCGCCCAAGUACUACACCCAGUGUGUGGAGGAGGGGCAAAUGGCGAUCGCUUUUGACGAUGGGCCGUGGAUCUACGAGCCUUACAUCCUCGACGUCCUCAAGCAGGCGAAUAUCACGGCGACAUUCUUCCUCAACACGAACAACUACGGCUGCAUCUAUAACGAAACCCUCCUCGAGCAAGUGCGCGCGGUCAUUGCCGCCAACCACGUCGUCGGAUGCCACGGCGAGCGGCACCUCGACCUGACCACCCUCAACGACACGCAAAGGAACGCGGAGAUCGGAAAUUGCCUGACUGGGAUCAAAAAGGUGACAGGGUACCUGCCGGCGUUCUUCCGGCCCCCGUACGGCGCACAGAACGCGGACGUCUUGAAAGCACUGGCCGCAUUCAAUCUGACCGCGGUUGGCUGGGACGAGGACACCGAAGACUCGAAAGAGGGUGCGACGUACGCAAACAGCAAAGCGGUCGUGGACGACAUGGCCAACAGCGGGUUCGACCAGGGCAUGGCUUUGUGGUUGAUGCACGAGACCUAUGGUGGGUACUUUUUUGGUUCUGACAUUCUCACGGCACUCAACGCGUCACUAGAAUUCACUGCGAAGCAAUUGUUGCAGUACAUCAUCGACGUGGGUAACGACCAAGGCUUUACCUUCGUCACUGUCCCCGAAUGUCUCGGCAUGAAAGGCAUGGAGUAUCAGUCCAUUGGCCAACCUGCCAAGCGGGACUUCACGUGGCAUUGCUGAUUUGCAAGGUUGUGUCAGCCAUGAUUGUAGUGAGACUAGUUCAAUUCGACGAGAGUUUCAAUCACGGUGUUUUGCGAGAAAGCGAAGAGUAAGAACAGGAGAUCUAAACAGAGAGGAAAUUCCUUCGCACAUCACAAGCUUAUCUUCGACUCCGAGUGCAUGCCUUGCUUUCCCCCACCGAAUGUGACCUGUUCCAAGAACACACCAUAAUCUGCCGUCUCAAUUGCAGUGGCACCCGGGACGGUGUCCCGCUGGGAUAGCAAUCAGAAUCGAUUAACAGAUCAAGAAAGCAGGGGCAGCGUACAGCGAAGAUAAGAUGUCCAACAAAGCCUCCAGCCUAGAUGACCAUUAAGCUUCAACACCGAAAGCGCAUGCUUAUAGCUUCACGGACCAGGAUCGAGAAGAUCACACCCCCAUUGUAUGACAUCACAGCCAACAUCAGGAAGUACCCCGCGGCAAGCUGGACGACGAAGAAUAGGCUGCGCGCGAGCUGCUGCAGGAAAGUGGGGCGGUACGGCCGGUCGGAUCGCGUGAGAGCGCCGACGCCGGAGCGGUUCUGGGUGAGGUUGUCGCCGGCGAGCGCGUUCUGGUAGAGACGCAGCGUGAGGCGGUCGUAUGCGCGGCCUGUGCGGCAGAAAGCUUCGAGGAGGAGAGUGAAGACGAAGAAUCCGAGCAGGGAGAGCGCAUAUUGGCCUGUGUUGAAUCAGAGAAGAGACACGGGCCCGAGGGCAGAAGUCGCACGGGUAGUGUGGACGUGCCAAGAGUCGGCGACGAAGCACGCAUCCACGGUGUUCCUGGUGGAGCGUGAGCAGUGCAAGGAGUGAAAGAGAAUAUGUACCAGUUCCACAGCAUCGAAGGUUUGCAGCUGGAUACAUCGGGGGAGCUCAUAGUGGACUAGGGUUGAAAAGGAUAUCAUCGUGUUCUUGUCGCGCAGUACUGUUUAUAAGCAGUAGCGGAUAUUGUGAGACAUUAGAGGGGUGAAAGUUGUUUUCAACGUCUCCGCCCCCGACUCGCGGCAACCGUUUCAAGUCAGUAGACAAAACUUGUUUCCGCACUGUUGAUGAUACUUAUAUAAAC
Molecule: messenger RNA, 2339 nt
Organism: Mycena citricolor
Lineage: Eukaryota; Fungi; Basidiomycota; Agaricomycetes; Agaricales; Mycenaceae
Source: the annotation of a GenBank genome assembly